Messenger RNA from Meriones unguiculatus (Mongolian gerbil), 1919 nucleotides. RefSeq names its product exosome component 6 (gene Exosc6). Bases 689 to 1507 code for a protein of 272 amino acids. The record is from RefSeq and is a predicted model, not a curated record. NCBI's taxonomy places the organism in Eukaryota, Metazoa, Chordata, Mammalia, Rodentia, Muridae. Gene Ontology annotation, cellular component: cytoplasmic exosome (RNase complex); nucleolus; nuclear exosome (RNase complex). Gene Ontology annotation, biological process: rRNA catabolic process; U4 snRNA 3'-end processing; poly(A)-dependent snoRNA 3'-end processing. The transcript has a single exon.
UCAAUAGAGAGAGAGGCGGGGGGAUUUCUACUGAAUUGCUUCUAGUAGUUAGUCUCUUGGGACAACCUCCUAAUGUCUUAUGCUGUGCAUGUCCCUUCUCUGCCUCCCUUUGAAGCUGCUGCUUAAGUCAGGCAGCUAAUAUAGGAGGUAUGAGCAUGCAGGUGUCUCUGAGUAACUGCCCCAUCCCUGCUUCCUUGACUUAAAGUAGGUUCAAGACCCUGGCCUAGCCUAAAACGCAAUUUGUCAUAGUCUAUAAAUAGCAGGGUCUGGAGGCAGUAGUGUGGGGGAGGAAGAUAUACUACCUGCUUAUGCCAAUUUCUCAGACUUAGAAAUAAUUUUAUUUAUAUAUGUAUAAUAUAUAUGCACAUAUACAUACAUUUUAUCUCCAGUGUCAGAAGAGAUUCCAUCCAUUUAUCAAACAAGUGUUGAAGCGAGCUGGGGGGCUUGAGUACAGGAGUGAAGAAAGAAUUUCCUGAGUAAGCUGAGUAAGAGUAUGAAUGCAAAAUUUAAGGACUACAACAGCGAGGAAGUCCUGCUGUCCCUUGCCGUACUUCCUCCACGCCGCUAAGUGGCAGUGCGGAUACCACGUCCCGAUAGGCUCCGCGCGGGCGCGCAUCUCAAGCGGGCGGAAGAGCCGGUGCGCAAGGCAGCCUAGCCGGCGGAAGUGGCUCGUGCGCCGGCAGACGCCAUGCCGGGAGACCACCGCCGCAUCCGCGGGCCGGAGGAGUCCCAGCCCCCGCAGCUGUACGCGGCCGACGAGGACGAGACGCCCGCCGCCCGCGACCCCACGCGGCUACGACCGGUGUACGCGCGCGCGGGGCUGCUGAGCCAGGCCAAGGGCUCGGCCUACCUGGAGGCGGGAGGUACCAAGGUGCUGUGCGCCGUGUCGGGCCCGCGCCAGGCCGAGGGCGGCGAGCGCGGCGGCGGCCCUGCGGGGGCGGGCGGCGAAGCCCCGGCCGCCCUCCGUGGCCGCCUACUCUGUGACUUCCGCCGCGCACCCUUCUCCGGUCGCCGGCGUCGCGCGCCCCAGGGCAGCGGCGAGGACCGCGAGCUGGGUCUGGCGCUGCAGGAGGCUCUGGAGCCCGCCGUGCGCCUGGGGCGCUACCCUCGUGCUCAGCUCGAGGUGUCCGCGCUGCUGCUGGAGGACGGUGGCUCGGCGCUGGCCGCGGCGCUCACGGCUGCCGCGCUCGCCUUGGCCGACGCGGGAGUGGAGAUGUACGAUUUGGUAGUGGGCUGCGGCCUGAGCCUCGCACCGGGGCCCACCCCUACCUGGCUGCUGGACCCCACGCGGCUCGAGGAGGAGCACUCUGCGGCCGGCCUCACGGUGGCGCUCAUGCCGGUUCUCAAUCAGGUGGCCGGGUUACUGGGCAGCGGAGAAGGCGGCCAGACUGAGAGUUGGACCGACGCGGUGCGCCUGGGCCUGGAAGGCUGCCAGCGCCUCUACCCGGUGCUCCAGCAGUGCUUGGUGCGGGCUGCCCGCCGGAGGGGUGCCGCCGCCCCGCCCUGAAACCCUGAGCAACAAGGAUGCUGAGGACUGCCGUCAUCCUUCUCUCCCAAAAGGACCAGCGCUGAUGGUCGCCUGACCUCGCUGAGCUGAGAGCCGAGAAACGAGAGUCGGGGAGGGGCGUGCACAGAACCAGAGCACUGGACAGCUGUGUUGGAACGGUAAAAGGGCCUUUACAGACACGAUCCAGUUGGAGAACGUUGAAAGCAGCCUUACUCCCAAGUUGAAAAGGACUUACCAGGAUUUACCUGGUAUAUGAGACCUGGGGCUAUGGUCCUGUAAGGGAUGGACCCUGUGCAGGCCAGCCAGCCGUCAGCUCCAAUAUACGGUAAACCGAUUCUUCUGAGAGGAUGGACAAGGGGACUUUGCCUUCUCACUACCCGGAGUAAAACAUAAAAACCUUUUAUGUUUAUGA